GCUUUGGAAAAAAUAUGGCAUGCAAGUCCAAGAGUUACCACGUGGCGACAUUUAGCCGGUCCAAUUAAGGAAUCUUUGUAAGAAAUUUAAGUCAUUCCUCAGUACAUUUACUGCGAAAAUAGAAGAGUAACUGGAGUGAGGAAGCUGAGAAGGGUUCUGAAGCGAAAACGAUCUCGCUCUCUUUGUAGUUUGUAAUUCUCACUGAAUCGCCAAAAAAAACCUCUUGGGUUUGUUGAAGUGAUCGGAAAUGGCGAAUGCAUCACUGUACUCACCGAUCAACCCACACUUCUUCCAGCCCCUUGUUCCCGGUUUCCAGAGCCACCUCAAUAUUCCUGUGAAGUUCUUCUCGGAGCACAUAGAGGGUAAACACGAGAACAAGACUCUAAAGUUGAGAUCAGAUGCGUCGGAGAAAUCUUGGGAAGUGAAGAUUGAAGGCAAAAGACUCACCCGAGGCUGGAAAGAGUUCGUCGAGGCACAUAAUCUUCGAAUGGGUGACUUUGUCAUCUUCAGACACGAAGGAGACGUUUUGUUCCAUGUCACUGCAUUUGGACCCAGCUGCUGUGGAAUCCAAUACGCACCGUCUGGUAGCCGCGACGAAGAAGAAGACGAAGUAAAAAUUGAAACAUCUUCAAGUUCUGAGAAGGAAGUUGAGGAGAAUCUGACCGCAGAAUCUAAUCAGUCUUCCUCUGAUCUCAAUUGUUUUCGUCAGUCUGUGACAGCUUCAAACAUAUCAAGAGAUACAGUGGGUUUGCCGGCAGCUUUCGCGAAGCGAAACAGUUUGAACAAAGAAAGUCAAGAUAUUGUUCUGAUGAACGAACAAGGAAGGUCAUGGCCUUCAGAAACAAAGUGCGUGGUGUCUGGUCGGGUUUUCAUAGUUCGAGGUUGGACGAGGUUUUGCACCGCAAAUAAAUUACAAGUUGGAGAUUCUUGCACUUUCACACUGCUCCAAGGCCCGGAAAAGCCUGUGUUUCAGCUCUGCAGCCGCUCAAAGGAGGAGCAAAAGAAGAAGAUUCCGGCCGUGGAAGAAAACACCGGUGAUGAUAAAACCGGAGAAAUCCGGUUUUUGAAGUUAACUCCUACAACUAAGAGCCUUGAGCUCGGUAAACAGCAUCUUCCGGUUAUAUUCACGAGAGCGAACAAACUCAUCAAUCCCGGGAUUAUAGUUCUGGUGGACAAAGACGGAGCCGAGUGGUCGAUGAAGCUUAGUAAAGAGAAGAGUAGUGAAAUGAUGUAUAUUAUGAGUGGUAGUGGUUGGAAAAGUUUCUGUGCAGCGAAUGAUGUAGGCGCUGGGGAGUCUCUAAUUUUGGAGUUAAUCCGGGGAGGCGUAAGCCCUUUGCUUCAGUUUUGCUCGAAUAUGGAGCAACGGCCAUCAUUUAUAGCAGAGUCUCGGGCAUACAAGCGAGCGCGAGUUCAAAAAUGUAGUCACGAGACUAGACCGAAGCUUGAGACAAGGGAGAAGACAUAUGAAACAGGAGAACCCUCUCGUCGCAGCACUAGGGCACCUAACAAAACCAAUGAUAAUCAAGGGAACUUGCAGAACACGGAAACUUGCUCUCUCUCAGAACAGGUUGCUAAGGUGAAACGGUGUGUUGUAGCUACUUUAACUAGUAUCAGACGGUUUCGCGAGGAGCUAGAGAUUAUGGAACAGAAACUAGAAGAUUCAUGGCAGGAAAUCAACAACUUAGUUCCAUGUUUGGAGACAGAGAGCCAGAGAGGAGAAGACAAAGUUGAAUAAAGCAACAUCCUCAAGUUGAUCCGUUGAUGGUUGACGUUCUUUUGUUAGCGCGGACAAGCGGACUUAUAUAUUUGUUUUCCAUAAAAUUCAUCAUCAACUGCAACUAGUUUAAAGUUUAUGGUAAACCACAUUUUUUCUCAUGCAAUUUAAAUAGUAAAUCGUUUAUGGUAGACCAAACAUGGUUUAUCCUCUGUUAACAUUCAAAACCAAAAUAAUUUAGAUAACACAUUUUCGGUUACUUUUAU
This is a messenger RNA of Thlaspi arvense, 1980 nucleotides long. Lineage: Eukaryota; Viridiplantae; Streptophyta; Magnoliopsida; Brassicales; Brassicaceae. The record is from the annotation of a GenBank genome assembly.